GACGCCAAUGCCCUCUACGCUCUGGUCGACCAACGGGUGCCCAACCCUGAGUUCACCUAUAGGUUGGUGUUCACCGAACGCAACGGAAUUGGGUGCUGUCGGUGCGCGUGGGCCUCGGACUGCGACGGGUGUGAAGUGUCGCGCGCGGGACUCAUAUUACUGUCCGAAGCGGACACACUAUGCCUGACUUUGGAGUCAUCCCUAUCAUCGUCUCAGUCGCUGGCAUUAGUACCGGUGGGACCGCUCAUAGGACCGAUAGCACCGGGCCUUCCCGAAGCUCUGCCUGCCCUCGAACCCCAACCCGUAGAGCACGAGUCCCUGAAGGGAAUGGUAGUCGAGGAGCCGAAACCGUUGUGUCUUGAGUCGUGUUUGCGGGCGUUUGUGGGCAAAGAGUGUCUCACCUGCGAUGGCGACGACAAUAACCUCUGGUUUUGUCAGAAAUGU
Molecule: messenger RNA, 444 nt
Organism: Oppiella nova
Lineage: Eukaryota; Metazoa; Arthropoda; Arachnida; Sarcoptiformes; Oppiidae
Source: the annotation of a GenBank genome assembly